CAAGUGCAGAGAGACCAGAGGCAGACGCGGACGGCAAGAGAGAGACAGAGAGAUUCGUGGAGAGAGGCUCGGAGCACAGAACCCGGGACCAGGGACCCUGGGUCAGCGCGACCACGGCCAGGAGCCCUGCCCCGCCUUUAUGCCUGUCAGGUGCCCGGCCUGGCCCAUCCUCCAGGUGAGCUUCCAGCUGUGCCACCCAGUGUCUGAGUGACAGCCCCCCCAAGUUUGCCGAGGACAGCCACAGUGCUGAGGAUGGCCCAGGUCCUGCACGUUCCGGCCCCCUUCCCAGGGACCCCCGGCCCGGCCUCGCCCCCUGCCUUCCCGCCCAAGGAGCCCGACCCUCCGUACUCGGUGGAGACGCCCUACGGCUACCGGCUGGACCUGGACUUCCUCAAGUACGUGGAUGACAUCGAGAAGGGCCACACGCUGCGCCGGGUGUCGGUCCAGCGGCGCCCGCGCCUGGGCUCGCUGCCCCGCGGGCCCGGCUCCUGGUGGACGUCCACCGAGUCGCUGUGCUCCAACGCCAGCGGGGACAGCCGCCACUCGGCCUACUCGUACUGCGGCCGCGGCUUCUACCCGCAGUACGGCGCCCUGGAGGCGCGGGCGGGCGCCUUCAACCCGCGCGUGGAGCGCACGCUGCUGGACGCGCGCCGGCGGCUGGAGGAGCAGGCGGGCGCCGGGGGCCCCGGCCUGGGCUCCCUCGCCCCCAGCGCCGCGGGCUCCACCAGCUCGUUGGUGGGCGUGGGGCUGCCGCCGCCCACGCCGCGGGGCUCGGGCCUGUCCACGCCGGUGGCCCCCAACGCCGGCCACCUGACCCACGUGCGGGAGCAGAUGGCGGGCGCGCUGCGGAAGCUGAGGCAGCUGGAGGAGCAGGUGAAGCUGAUCCCCGUGCUCCAGGUGAAGCUGUCGGUGCUCCAGGAGGAGAAGCGGCAGCUCAUGGUGCAGCUCAAGAGCCAGAAGUUCCUGGGCCACCCCGCGGGCGGCCGGGCCCGCGGCGAGCUGUGCCUGGACCUGCCCGAGCCUCCGAGCGAGCCGGGGCCGCCGGAGACCCGGAGCGUGGGCACCUGGGUGCGCGACCGGGACCUGGGGCUGCCCGACGGGGAGGCCGCGCUGGCCGCCAAGGUGGCCGUGCUGGAGACGCAGCUGCAGAAGGCGCUGCGGGAGCUGCAGGCGGCUCAGGCGCGCCAGCCCCAGGCCUGGCCGCCGCCGCCGGACAGCCCCAUCCGGGCAGACACCCUGAGAGUGGUGGAGGGGCCGCGCGAGGUGGAGGUGGCGGCCAGCACCGCGGCCGGGGCCCCCGCGCAGCGUGCCCACAGCCUGGAGCCCUACGGGGCCGGGCUGCGCGCCCUGGCCACUGCCGCCCCCGCCGAGGGCCCCGCGCUGUUCCGCAGCCACGAGGUGCUGGAGACCCUGCCCGCGUCCCCCUCGACCCCCGGCAACGUGCACGUGGUGAAGAAGAUCAGCAUCUCGGAGCGGCACUGCCAGGGGGCAGCAGCUCCCCCCGAGGCCCCUGCAGAAUCCUCCUCAUCCUUUCCGGGGUCUGUGACUCUGCCCAGCAGCACCGGCAACGCUGCCUCCAGGGAGCCCGGCAUGUUGGAGGCGACCAGGGGUGCAGCUGAGCCCCAGGCCCCGGCCGUGAGAUCCAUCAUGAAGCGGAAGGAGGACCCGGCAGAUGCCCCCGCCCGCCGGAGGAGCCUGCAGUUUGUGGGCGUCAAUGGCGGGUACGAGUCGUCCUCCGAGGACUCGAGCACGGCAGAGAACUUCUCUGACAACGAGAGCACAGAGAACGAGGCUGCCGCCGAGCCAGGCGAGAAGAGGGUCCUGGCGCCGGCCGAAGCCCCUGAACUCAGACCCUCAACCCCGGCGACGGCAGCGGCGGGAAUCCGGGAGUGUCGGCGCCUGACCCCGGCGGAGGACACCUCAGCGUCCCACACAGAGGAGGAGAUAAGGAUGGAGCUGAGCCCCGAACUCAUCUCGGCCUGCCUCGCCUUGGAGAAGUACCUGGACAACCCCAGCGCUCUAAGUGAGCGCGAGCUGAAAGUGGCCCACACCACGGUCCUGCAGGAGUGGCUGCGUCUGGCCUGCCACAGCGACGCCCACCCCGAGCUGCUGCGCCGCCACCUGGUCACCUUCAGGGCCAUGUCCGCGCGGCUGCUGCACUACGUGGUCAACAUCGCCGACGGCAACGGCAACACCGCGCUGCACUACUCAGUGUCCCACGCCAACUUCCCUGUGGUGCGGCAGCUGCUGGACAGCGGUGUGUGCCAGGUGGACAAGCAGAACCGCGCCGGCUACAGCCCACUGAUGCUCACAGCACUGGCCCCCCUGAAGACGCAGGACGACAUUGACACAGUCCUGCAGCUCUUCCGGCUGGGGGACGUCAAUGCCAAGGCCAGCCAGGCCGGGCAGACGGCGCUCAUGCUGGCAGUGAGCCACGGGCGCGGGGACGUGGUACGGGCACUGCUGGCCUGCUCGGCCGACGUCAACGUGCAGGACAGCGACGGUUCCACGGCCCUCAUGUGCGCCUGCGAGCACGGCCACCAGGACAUCGCUGCACAGCUGCUGGCCGUCCCCGCCUGCGACAUCUCCCUCACGGACCGUGACGGGAGCACCGCGCUCAUGGUGGCCCUGGACGCGGGGCAGAGCGAAGUCGCGUCCCUGCUGUACGCCCGCAUGAACGUCAAGUGCUCGUUUGCCCCGAUGUCCGAUGAUGACCGUGCAAAUGUGGCCUCAUCAUCUGCAGAGGAGUAGCGGAAGGGGCAUCGUCCUGGUCCUCCUCUUCCUGCUGGGGGUGGGGCAAUCUCACCCCGCCCCCACCCAUGCCUUCCCGCGGCUCCACCCCUCCACCCAGCCAGGAAAGCCUCCAGGCCCCCCGUGGGUGGGUUUUCUGUCUUGCCAGAGGUAGGGAGCCCCCCCUGAAGCCCCCGCAGCCAGCCCGGUGCACCCCGUUUCCAAGCUAGACCCGCGGCCGGAUUCUCACCACCCCGCCAGUGGCCAGUUCAGUGCGUGGGUUUCCAGAACAAUCAACUGGCGGUUCUGGGCGGAGGGCCCCUCACUCCCUGGGGGAGGGGAAAAUCCUGGCGUUUUGAAUCAUUGUUGGACGGCGGAGUCGGCCAGUUUACGGCCAGACCUCGGAACCAGCCGUUUCCCUCUGAAUCCUGAGGGUUGAUAUUAACACGGAUCCACCCCCGGCGGGUCAGGCCCCCCUAGAGCCUUGCACCCCACUUCAUCGACAUGCCUCCCCUCUUUUCUGCUUCACAGGGUGGGAAACAGCCUUUUUCUGCCACAUCCUCCUUGGUCAGCGUUGCCCCCCCCAUUAAUACCCCCCCACUGCCAAGGAUGGCCCUGAGCCCUGCCAGGGGGGUUGAGGGUCCCUCAGCCCACCCCCAUCCAUCCUCCUCUGCCUCAAAGGCAAGGAAGCUGGGCGUGGGCUGGGGGGCCAAAGACAGGCCAGGCGCCCCAAACCCCAUGUGUGAGCGAUUAAAAGUUGGCUGCCCCCCAGCAUCCCGGGCGCAAAUUUAAAGAGACAGCGCUUCCCCCAGCAGCUGCCUGCAGCCCCCCCACGGCUGGAAGGGGGCGCCCAGUCUGUGUGCGAGCAGUGUCGUGCAGUGUCCCCCCGUUUGGUUGCCCUGAGCAUCUCCGUGCCCCUGGCUUGCCCCGCUUUCGGUGCACAGAAGAAGGGAAUGUUUCCCUAAGUGCCUGGGAAGGAGGGGUCACCCCCCACACACACACACACCCCAAGGCACAAGGCCAGGGCACUCUCCAGUUCCCAUAAGCCACAGGCUGGCCUUUGCCCUGGGAAAGUCAGUCGCUUGGCAUGUUGGAAUCUGGCUGACUGGUUUGGAUCCUCCUCCUGCUGGAGAACCAAAGAACUCCAGGGGUUUGGGCCAGAGAGAGCGACCGCACGGCCAACCCGGGCUUAAUUCCCGGGGACACCGCCAGGAGUGAUCCCUGGGCAGAGAACCAGGAAUAAGCCCUGAGCACCCCGGAGGUGUGCAGAACACAAGACCAUGGAACCCCUGCUACGCGGGUGUGUGUGUGUGUGUGUGUGUGUGUGUGUGUGUGAGAAUUGACAGAAGGUUACGAAGCGCAGCCCGUUGGGAACAGCUUGGAGAAGCAGGUGGGAGUGUCCAAGCCCCAGGAACAGGAUAGAUUUAUUUUCAGGGUUCUGAAAGCAGUUCAUGAGCUCCCCCAAAUGCACCUGGACUGAAUCCCUUUCCUACUGGGCCCCGCCCUGCCCUUCACGUGUAUUCCCGCCCUGUUCACUUCCCUACCUGGCCAUGGUACGCCCAUCGUGACAGUAUUACAUGUCAAUGAAGUAUUCCUCUUUUAUAAUCCAUUGUAGAAGGUAAAGGGAUUGAAUAAAGCUAUCUUAAUGAGACUGCCCAGGCACCUGGGCCCA
Molecule: messenger RNA, 4402 nt
Organism: Sorex fumeus (smoky shrew)
Lineage: Eukaryota; Metazoa; Chordata; Mammalia; Eulipotyphla; Soricidae
Gene: KANK2
Product: KN motif and ankyrin repeat domains 2
Exons: 12
Coding region: 253-2751 (832 amino acids)
Biological process (GO): negative regulation of cell population proliferation; negative regulation of intracellular estrogen receptor signaling pathway; negative regulation of actin filament polymerization
Cellular component (GO): cytoplasm
Molecular function (GO): protein binding
Source: RefSeq, a predicted model, not a curated record